This is a messenger RNA of Lymnaea stagnalis (great pond snail), 476 nucleotides long. Lineage: Eukaryota; Metazoa; Mollusca; Gastropoda; Lymnaeidae. The record is from the annotation of a GenBank genome assembly.
UAGACAUUUUGACCAAACCGAAAACUCGACCUCCAAAAUGGUUGGAUCAGUUGACAAAACGGAAAUUUCGACCACCAAAACGGUUGGAUCAGUUGUCAAAUUUGAAAAUUCGACCACUAAAACAGUUGGUCGAUUUAAAAAAACUGCACCAGCUACGGAAAUAUCCGACCCGAAAUUACGAGACAAGAAAUUGAUACAAAGUCGAAAUCCACCAGCAGCGAGUGCGACAGGGCCAUCAGUUGGAAAAAAAGAAGCUAGUUGUACCGCAAAGAACACUUCGACCGCUGUUGUCGUGGCCAAAACGCUCCAUAGAUUCACAGCUGCAGCCGAAACAAAGAUGACCCGCAAUACAGUAAUGGACAGAGUCGACACGUUGAACAGCAGACAGAACGACGUGAGUUCGACCAAAAUAAAACCAAACGUCACUAACGUCUCUCAAAAAUCAAUGUCCUUCGAAGGUGGAACGUCCAGCGGUG